GAGAACUUCUCUAAGGAUCUGAAUUGAUAGACUUUCUGACAACCUUAUGCACAAUAUUGGACCAUGGAUUACCAAUUUGUGUGUGUGCUGCGCAUUUUUUUGAUAAUACUAGCGGUGGCGCAUCUGCAUCGCACCGAUGCCAUUAUAGGGCGAGAUUUAGUUCUCACACCCAAACGAGGUCUACAACUGAGCGGUAAGAGUAUAUUUUAUGAGGAAGACUCGAGUGCAACAACAACUCACAAUCAAACGGUCUUGAGACCAUGGGAGCGCACAUUGAAGCAUGUAACAUUCGUUACACUUUUCACGAAUGCCGCGGCUGAUGCUGUUGCCGGGAAUAUCAGCAAGCAAAAGGCUUACAGCGACUUCCUCUCAUCCCCCUACAUUCAGCAACACAGCGAGUCCGACACGCGUUUUGGAGAUAUUGUGACUCUUGCAAACGGUCGCCUGGAGGAAACAGCCAAUAACUCGUUUCGCUUUGUAGAAGGAUUAUGCGAUUACGAUUGUGAUGCCGAGUACGUGUGGGCUCUGUGGCAAGUGCAGAGGAUACGGCAUCGCGAUGCAAAUCGAAAAUUUCGUUACGAAAUGAAAUUUAGCGUGAGUCCGUUGCGCGCAGAAAGUGGGGGCAACAUCAAAAGGAAAGCUGAGCUGGAUAGCAACAAUAGCAAGAGAAGCGUAUCGCAAACUUUUAUACAGCGCGACGAUGACUAUCCACAUACAUUCGGAAAAAUCGUUUACAACGCCGAGUCGCGGUUUGCUGACCGUCGAUUUGAUGACUAUGCUGGACGAAAUUUUAGACAGGCACCAAUAAAUCAGUAUCGACAGGCGACCCCCAUGCCACAACCAACGUUUAUGCAUGGCAUCUUUCAGCCGCAUCCGCACUUUCCGCCGCCGUUGCCACAGAAAUUGAACAUUGGUGAGUACAUUAAAGACUAUCCCGCUAAGGCGACACCAAAAGUCGAGCUCUUUCCGAAUAUACUCAACGCGGUAAGUCGGAAUUAUUAUCCCACGCCCACUACUUACCGACCGAACUAUCAAACGAAAUUUCCACGCCCGGAAUUAUAUCCGCCCACCACUCACCACGAGCCUAUGAAAUUCCCGGAUAAUCCAAAGGAACCGGUCGUGGGUGGUGGAUUUGGUAAAAUUUCGACGCCGGUGGUGACACAUCAUUUCCAUCAUCACUUUUAUAUGCCGAGUACUACCAGUAUUGAAAAUGGACUUGGUAGCGCUGAACAGCCCAUAAAUAAUCCAACGAACGCUUAUAAAAGUGUAGCGACUGAAACCACAGCGCCCACCUACUUCAACAGCUACUACAAUGAACACGUGAAAACGAAUUUCCAGCAGGCGCUACAUCCACCAAAGACCAUAAAUUUCCCAAAGUCAGAGACCGAGGUGCACAAGGAACACGUGGUGCAAGUGACGCCUGUGCCACCGCUGAAAAGGCCGCAAAUUUAUCAAAUGUAUCAGAUACCGAUUGACUCCAAAGUGCCACUGCUCAUCUACCCAGCACCUGUAGUGGAAGAACAACCAAUUUUGGCACGUAAUAAACCGUUUAUACAGAGUGAGCCGAUGGACGAGGAGCCUAUACGCUAUUCCGAACCUGAUCCACUCUAUCUUAAUCUCGCGCAUAAUCCACCGAUUGACGUGUCCUCUUACGAACUGAGCGAACCACAAUUGGAAGCGCCGAAAAUUAACCAAUUGAAGGAAUAUGCGGAUGUCCACAUCAACACAGUUUUGAACAGAAAAAAUAAAAAGCCCGAUUCGAUAGCCGCGCAAUUACCGCCACCCGAAAAUGAUCAGGAUGUGCGCAUACCUUACGAGGAUGAGUCUCAAGAGGCUAGUAAGCCCAAACAUGACCUCGAACAGAAGCCAAGCCAAAAGGACGAGCAAAUAUCGAUAAAAAAGAAACCCAAAUCGAAGAUUUCCACAAGCACAACAGCCCCAACUCCCACCAGCACGACCGAGAAGCUCUUUGAAACGUCCAGCACUACGCCCGGCACAACUACAUCCACCACCAUCAGCACCAGCACCAGCACUACUGCUACCACAACGGAGCUAUUUACAAGCAGCAAUCAACUGGAAACGAUUAAGACACUUGCGCCUUCAGUGCAAACAACGCCCACAAACACACUGCCUACUACGAAUUCGCUGAUUUCGGCCACAACAGGUGCGCCCUCUACGACUUCCCUCGAUGAUGCCGCUUUGCCAUCCAAACAGAGCAAAUUUAACUUCAUUUCCACUUCCACAUCAGAGACGCCUUCGUUGCGCGCGCUCAGCCGCUACCGCUUAAAGCACAUGCGUGCUUCAACAACAACUACCGAACAGCCGGUGCUGAAAUGGAAGCCCAGACGCAAGCAUUCUUUCAACAACAAGUCAACGUCAAAUUCUGAUGCGAAGUCUAAGCCCCAGACGGAAGAGGCAACGCAAACGUAUACAACAACUAAAGAAGAACAGCAACGUGAAAGUAACCUGCUACAAGAACAAAAACAACAACGAGAAACUAAAGCUUCCCACUCUCAAAGGCAAGAUAAGCAGUUAUCCCCAUCAGCAAUGAUGAAUUCAACAAAGGCUGGCAAUGACUCGUUGCUCUCAACAAAGGGUAAUGAGGUGUUCGAGGUGCUCACACAAAAGUCGGUUAGUAAGUCGGUGAGCAUAAAGGUGGGUAAUAACGGCGAAGAGAUCCCCGUCAUUGUUGAGGAUAAUGACUAUGGUGAAAAUGAGGUAAAAACAGAUUGAUGACUUGAUUUUUUGUAGUGCUUUAAAAUACCAAAAAAUGUUGAUAUUUUUUUUG
Molecule: messenger RNA, 2788 nt
Organism: Anastrepha ludens (Mexican fruit fly)
Lineage: Eukaryota; Metazoa; Arthropoda; Insecta; Diptera; Tephritidae
Product: mucin-2
Exons: 3
Coding region: 64-2733 (889 amino acids)
Source: RefSeq, a predicted model, not a curated record